This is a messenger RNA of Anolis sagrei ordinatus, 6418 nucleotides long. The record is from RefSeq and is a predicted model, not a curated record. NCBI's taxonomy places the organism in Eukaryota, Metazoa, Chordata, Lepidosauria, Squamata, Anolidae.
UAAACAUCAGGAACAGCUGGCUGCCUCUGCUUUGCUGAAAGCCAGUGCUGGCGUUGCCUCUUCUGCUGGGCACAUCACGCUUCCCGGCUGGAGAGAAGAAGCGGUGCAUGGUGGUGAUCCUCCGUGGAAAGUAAUGUUGCUGUUUUGUGCAGUAUCUAUUUAACAACUAUGUAAAUGUACAACAAAUGAAAAUAAUAGAAUGAUACCUUUGUAUUUCAAAGUGUAUGGAAGAAUAAUGGUCCAAAUUUAAAUGAGCACAAUAUAAAAGCACAAAUAGUCAUGGCUUCUGAACCAAUCCUAAAACAAGGAGAAACCUCAUCAAAAUCCAUCGUGCUAAAAAAGAAGAAAAAGGAAGUAUCUGCAAGAAAAGAUGAAAAUGAACCAUCCUCACCUGAUUUUAAAACAACAGAUCUACAAAGAUGCAUGGAAGAAAUUACUGAUUUUAUUUGUAACAAUGAAAUACCAAAAGCUGAACUUGUCAGCUUGCUGAAUGAUUAUGUUGAGUCAGAGUUUUUUGUGAUUGAUGGGGAUUCCUUGUUCAUUUCUUGUGCAAAUGGAACAACAUUACAACCAGGACAAAACUUACACUUCUUUUACUUAGUUGAAUGCUUUCUCCUGGAUUUGACAAGCAAAGGGGCAAAAUUUAUCAUUGUUUUCUUUAAGGAUGCAGAAUAUCUAUAUUUCCGAAACCCUCAUCUUAUUUCUCUGCGUAGAGCAUUGAUCAUGCAUCUAAAGAACAACACUGAAAUACCAAUACAUACAGAAUUUCCUAACUGCUUAGAAGACAGCUGGCAGAGUUUUCUGGAAGAGAAUUAUCCUUAUUUCUUAAUAAUUUCAGAUGAAGGGAUGGAUCAAUUGCAGACCAAUUUUUUCCAUAUAUUCAUCAUCCAAACUUUGUCAAAUGAAGUCAAUGUUGUGCUUACUUCAGGACAAGAAUCAGAUGGUAUCAGAGUUUUUGGGUACCUUAUCCAUAGUGUAUCCCGCCACCAUAGCUUUUUUCAGAAGCACAAAGCAACAUUAAAGCAUUACUACAAAGCACUGAUUGAGAACCUGAAACAAUGUAGUGCAAAAGAAUAUCUCUUUGUUGAUGGCUGCCCAAAUCUGGAAGUUUUGAUAGCAAAGCUUCAUAACAAAUUCAGCCAAUUCAAGAAAGACGUGGAAGAUCUUCGGUAUAUUGUCUGCAUUAUCAUUUGCGCACUCAUCCUGGAAAUGCAUGUUCAGAAGUAUAUGAAAACAGCAUUAACACUGCAUGAAAUUGAAGAUCUAAUGAGGAUGUAUUGCCUCAGUGUUGUUUUUCUACACCAUUUGCCCCUUGAGCAGCGAGCUCGGGUUAGAUUUAUUGAUGUCUACUGGAAGAAGGAAACUUUAAGAUUUAUACAGCAGCAUAAACUGUGUGAAUUUCACGUUCUGGAACAUCUUGCCACUCAGACUUCGAGGAAAAUCGAUUUUUCUACCUUGCCCGAUUUAAGUGAUGAUAUUUUGUGGAAGAAUAUUGCUUUCUAUUAUGAAGUAGAAAAAAGCUCAGGAUUUGAUAUGGAUUUAGGAACAAUAAUUAAUAAAGACUACGAACUUCUAUGGAAUCAUAUCAUAGCAUUAUCUGAGUCACAUGAUAUUGGAUCAUCAUUUCCACUGAGGAUAACUUCAUUCUGUUUUCUUGAAAAGGAAUGUUCAUCUAGUAAAAAAGGUAUUGCACCCAAGAUGACACUUAUUAAACUAGGAUUUAUACCAAUGAAGAAUUCCAUAGUGGAUAAAUUUGUUGGAGAUCUUUUAACUGAUUUGCCAUUUUUGAAAAGUGAUGAUCCUAUGGUUACCUCACUUAAAAAACAGAAGAAUUUUGAUGAACUUCAUCACUGGCAUUCAGGAAAACUCCUUAGUGAUGAUUAUGCUAGAACACGUGAAGAUCGAACACCCAAAAACCUAUGGGAUCAACGAAAGAAACAAAAACUGCAAGUUUUUCAACGAUUUUAUGGGCAAUCUCUAGAAGGUAAAAUAUCAAAAACAAUUGCUACUCAAGCAGAUCCUCCAAAGAAGACUGAUACUAAUAGCAAGAAAAGCAAAAAAACCCAAAAAAGCAAAGCAGAAAUGAUUAUUGAGGAGAACCAAAAAAGAAGGAAAUUAGAAGAAGAGAAAAGAGAAGAACGGCAAUGGGCUGUUCUCUCAGUGACAAUUGAAACAAAAAUUAAACAGGACAUUACCUCUGGAAUAAAGUAUUUAGAGGACUUUCUGAAAAAAUGUUUGAGUGCAUCUGUGAAAUGUCGUGCUGAAUUGGCAGCACUAAAUGUUUGCUUCCGCCUAUGGACUGAAUACUGCAGCACAGUAGGAAAAACUGAGAGGGACUUAAAUAUUGCAGCUGAAGUGAUGAGACGGAUCCAUUCAUUGAUUGUAAAUUAUGAUCAUCUGGAUUUAUUGAAAGAGACAGAAUUCCAUCAGAUUGGCAAAUGUCUCUGGGGCCUUGGAUUUGACAAUCUGGCAACUUCUUUAAAAUAUAUGAAGGUAUCAGAAGAUGAGACAGAAGAACUUAAAAAGAAGUAUUCAAAGUAUGCCAUCAGCAUGGGAUCUUCCCGAUUUCAACUGCAGUGUAUGGGGCAUUUUCUUGUACGGGAAGAAAGAAAAGAUCCUGACCCCAGAGUGCAACAUUUUAUUCCUGAUACGUGGCAGAGAGAUCUUCUUGACAUUGUGGAUAAUAAUGAGUCUGCUGUAAUUGUUGCUCCUACAUCUUCAGGCAAAACAUAUGCUUCUUACUACUGUAUGGAAAAAGUCCUGAGAGAUAGCAAUGAAGGUGUGAUUGUGUAUGUUGCACCUACAAAGGCUCUUGUAAAUCAAGUGAGUGCGACCAUUUACAAUCGAUUUAAUAAAGUACUGCCAGCUGGUCUUACAGUAUUUGGUGUUUUUACACGAGAUUAUCGCUAUGAUGCCUUGAAUUCUCAGAUACUGGUAACGGUGCCACAGUGUUUAGAAAUCUUACUACUAUCUCCUCAUCGCCAAAAGUGGGCCAAAAGGAUAAGAUAUGUUAUAUUUGAUGAGGUCCAUUGUCUUGGAGGUGAAAUUGGAGCAGAAGUUUGGGAGCAUCUUCUGGUUAUGAUGCGAUGCCCUUUUUUGGCACUCUCUGCAACCAUAAGCAAUCCCGAGCAACUUGUCGAGUGGCUGCAAUCAGUAAAAAUAUACUGGCAGGAUGCUGAAACUGUGCUACCACAAAAUCCUGGUUCUUAUGCACCUGUUACAAAAGGAGUCAAAGAAAAGAAAGGCCCCAGAGUGCAAAAUAUGUCAUACAAGAUUAAAUUAGUGAUGUAUGGAGAGAGAUAUAAUGAUUUAGAAAAACACAUAUGCUCCUUUAAUCAUGGUGACUUCACAAUCCAUCACUAUCAUCCCUGUGCUACACUGACUGUGGGACAUCUUGAGAGAUAUGGUUUUCCAUGGGAUAUGUCUCUGUCUCCUCGUGAAACUAUGAUAUUGUAUGAUGCUAUGGCAAAAGCUAGGAGGGAUUGGCCGAAGGCCAAUGAACUGGAUCCUGAGGUAUUUUUUAACAACCAAAUUGUAAUCACAAAGAAAGAUGCAAGAUGUUAUGAAACAAAGGUGAAAGAAGAACUUGAAAUGUGGAUUAAACUUGGUAACAAAAAGGAGGCAAAAGAAGUACUGGAAUUCCUCAAGCCUAAGCCUACCUCUUCUUCUGAAAGAGAGAUGACAACAUACUUCCCUCAAUUUGUUGAAAAACUACAUCAGAUGAAUAAAUUGCCUGCACUGUUUUUCCUAUUUAACAUCAAAAAAGUGGAAUAUUUGGCUGAAAAAGUCUACAGUUUCUUAAAGAAGAAGCAAAGGAGAAAUGAACAAUGUGCUGAAGGACAAUGCAGUUCCAAAGAAGACAAUCAUGUAGAUAAGCAGAGCUCAAAUUCAAAGAAUCUAAAGAAAAUAUUUAAAAAAACAAAAAAGUUUCACAAAGCUCUAGAGAAAUUGCCAUCUAACCAUACGAAAUCUAUCAGUGAAGUUGAAAAACUUUUUGUUAUGAAAGCUGAGUUUGAUGACAUAAGAAAGUAUGUGCAGAAAAUUUUAAAAGUUCCUCCUGAGUGCACAUAUGCAAAUCCGCAAGCUGUUGAUACUGAGUUUUUAGACAAAGUGUUUUAUGAGGCAAGAUUCCUGAGAAGGCACAGAGUACUGAAAACACUGGCCCUAAAGGGCAUUGGAUAUCACCAUACUUCUGUGGAAAGGAAAGGGAAGCAGCUGGUGGAGAUGCUUUUCAGGAAAGGAUUUGUUCAGGUGGUGACAGCCACGGGAACCUUGGCUUUGGGAAUCAACAUGCCAUGUAAAUCUGUUGUUUUUGUAGAAAAUUCUGUAUAUUUGGAUGCUCUGAACUACAGGCAGAUGUCUGGACGGGCUGGGCGACGUGGCCAAGAUUUGUUGGGAAAUGUCUAUUUUUUUGACAUUCCUUUGCCCAAAAUAAAGAAACUCAUAAAAUCAAAUGUUCCUGAACUUCGAGGACAGUUUCCUCUGAGCAUUUCUCUAAUAUUGAGACUCAUGCUAUUGGCUUCAAAGGCAGAUGACAAGAAGGAUGCAGAAGCAAAGGCUUUAUCAGUAUUGAAGCAUUCACUUCUAUCCUUCAAGCAACCCAGGGUUCUGAAAAUGUUGAAACUCUAUUUCUUGUUUUCCUUACAAUUUCUUGUGAAAGAGGGAUAUGUAGAUCGAGAAGGUAAUGCAACUGGAUUUUCUGGACUUGUAACUCAUCUACAUUACCAUGAACCUUCCAAUAUUGUUCUAGUUGCAUUUCUCGUGAAAGGGCUGUUCCACAAAUUAUGUGAACCCAGUGAAAUAGAUGGAUCAAAGGUUUUCUCUUGUGAUGUGAUGGAAACAUUGGUGCUAGUGUUGGCACAUCUUUUUGGAAGAAGAUCUCUUCCUGCUGUUAAUUCUGGAAGGAAGUUUUACCAGUCAAAGGUGUUUCUUAAAGAUCUCCCAGAAGAUUUUGCUGAUGCUUUGCAUGAAUACAAUUGCAAAAUUGAAGAGAAUUUUAGACAAUUUCUGCAGAUAGUGUCUUCUUUGGCUGAUAUGGAGCAAGAAUACAAACUGCCACUUUCAAAACUUGAUUUUUCAAGUAAGAAGCAACCUGACUCUCCGCUUGCAUCUCACUUAAUGAGUUGUGAUGAGGGAAGGACAGCAGUUUCACCAUUUGUGUGCCUUUCAGGAAAUACAGAAAUUGAUUUGUUCCGUGCAGAGACUGUCAACAGUGUCAUUUUGCGCACAAUCGGCAUUAAAGCUGCCAACAUUCCUAUCUUCAGUUCAAAGAAAUAUGACACGCAGGGAAGAAUUAUGCCACUGAAUGCCUAUGUUCUUGAUUUCUACAAACAUGGAUCUUUGGUAGCAAUAGAACAGGACAACGGUAUACAUGCAGGAGAAGCUUAUCAUUUGCUGAAGGACUUUUCCCUUGCUCUUAAAGCAAUCAGUGUUUCUUUGCGUGAACUUUGUGACAAUAAAGAUGAUAAUGUUGUUCUGGCAUUUGAGCAAUUAAGCAAGGACUACGAUCAUAAAUUCAAAAAAGUGUAAGGACACAUCAAGAAAUGACCAUUGUGGACAAAGAAGCUAAAACACACUUAUUCAACAGAAAUAAAAGAGAAUUGGUAUAAAAUGUUCUAUAUGUGGUAUCUCAUGUUGGCAAAAUAUAACAAAGGAGGAAAGGAUGAGAAAUGUUGGAAGUGUAGAAAAAACAAGGGAAAUUUUAUGCACAUGUUGUGGAAGUGCAAAAAAGUUAAAAGGUACUGGCAUCAAGUAUAUAAAAAUAGAGACAAUUCUUCACCUAAAAUUUGAGUUCAAACCCAAAUAUUUCCUACUAGGAAUGAUGGGUUUUGAGAUGGAGAAAAACACGAAUAAGUUAUUUAUUUGGUAACAGCAGCAAGGAUCAGUUUGACCCAACUAUGGAAAACACAAGACAUACCCACUAUGAAACAAUGGAUUCUAAAAGUAAUGGAUAUCAUGAAUAUGGAUUUACUACACAAAACUAGCCCAGAACAAUAUACAAUCACAAAGAAUGGAUUGGGGAAAAUUUAGGGAAUUUUUAAAAAGUGAAAAUAUAAAAAUAUAUGUAAAAGUGACCUAAAAGAAAGGCAAAAAUCAGGAUUAAAAAGAAGCUGACACUAUGAGAACAAAGUAAUACGUUAAACGAAAUAAGACUCCCCAGCCAGAGAGACCUGGAAGUACAGCCUCCCUCCACCCUUCCUCCCCCCCCUUUUUCUCCUACUUUUUCCUACUUUUCUUAGCCAUAUUGUUCACCCACUUUUUUGUAAAGAAAAACAAGUACCGGUACUCUCUCUUUUCUAGAAUCUUUUAUUAUCAAUAAAAAUCAGUUACAAAAAAAGGAAAAAAGAAAUGACCAUUAAAGGGAAAUGCAUAUCCUUUUAUUUUAUCUACUUUUGAGAACCUUAGGCAGAUUGUUAUG